UUUUUUGUUUGAUAUCUAAUUUUCAACUUUCGUGUUAUUUUUUUACUUUUGUGAUAACUUAUAAAAAAUUAGUAGAUAAACUAUGUUCUCUAAUAUCCAAUCGUGAUAUAUCUUCAAGGAACGUGUCAAAACCUUGAUUACUUAAGUUGUUAACUAUAUGAAAUAUCCACAAAAGUACUGUGCAGUCUACAGGUAAAAUUUCUUUUUUGAGCAACAAUGGACCCGCAAGAUCAGAUGGAAAUGAAAUACAAUGCAGGAAAUGAAGUAGGGGGUUUGGAAUUAUGUAUAGUUUGUGGAGAUAGAGCUUCAGGACGGCACUAUGGUGCUAUUAGUUGUGAAGGGUGCAAGGGCUUCUUCAAAAGAUCAAUCCGCAAGAAACUAGGCUAUCAGUGUAGAGGAAGUAUGAACUGUGAAGUUACAAAACACCACAGAAAUAGAUGCCAGUACUGUCGUCUACAGAAAUGCUUGGCUUGUGGUAUGAGAAGUGACUCGGUCCAACAUGAGAGGAAGCCGAUAGUAGAGAAAGUAAAGAGUGAACGGGAUGUUCAUGAACGACAAGCAGCCUAUUCAAAACUAUUGGGACUUGCCAACCAUACACAGGGACAGAUUAACCCAAAGGAGGAAGGAGGCGAGGCUUUUGGAGCAGUAUCUCCAGCAGCUCCGGCUUUAAACUUUGCUUUAGCUGCUGCUGUUGCUUUCAACAAAGGGAAUCCAGCCGUUGCUCCAUACUUGGGUAGUGGGCCCAAUGAGUUGGAUGGAGCAAGACGGCAACAGCUCAUGUUGCAGACACAACUGGCAAAGAAUCUCUUCAAAAUGGGACAAUUUGGUGCAAUUAAUGAAUACCUGCAAUCAGCGUACGGGGCCACGCCUCCUGACGUACCCAUGGCCGCCUUACACGCAGCGGACACACAGCAAACUGAUGGUGAAGAAAUAGGUAUCUUCAGUAACCCUGAUUCGCUUGAAUUGCCCUUAUCGCUUCCGGGGUCGGGUGCGCCUGCGCUGCGAUUACACGCGGCAUGCGAAGCGGCUGCUAGAUUAUUGGGCGCUUUGGCUAGAUGGGUGCUAUCUAUGAACACAGUUACUGCGUUGCCUUUUGAGAUCCAAGUCACGCUUCUCCGCAAGUCUUGGGCUGAGUUAUUCGUAUUGGGCCUUUGUCGUUGGGCCCAGCCUUUGGGGCUGGAUUCACUUCUGCCUCUGAUGUCAGCACACUUACACUCUGAGUUACGGGAAAGAUCAGAGAGUAGGACUGGAAAUCAGAACAGUGACGUCACUACACCAGAGAUAACAAUAUCGGACUAUUCAGACGAGCGCAUAACAGAAGUAUCAACGAUGCUGUCACGUCUUCACCAAGUGGUCCAUAAUAUGCACCAGCUACGCAUCAGCGACCGUGAACACGCACACUUGAGGGCUCUAUGUCUUUUUUCGUCUGAUGGCGUUCCAGAUUUUCUGACCCGAAAACUUCAGGACUAUCAGAUAAAAGUACUACGGUCUUUGCGCUCCAUUUGUGACGAAGAGAGGGCCUUGACCCUAGUCCUACAACUUUCAGUACUACGCAGUUUCACCCCGACCUUUAUAGAAGAUGUCUUCUUCGUAGGCUUCGUAGGAGACGUCAGUAUCGAUGAGGUGAUACCCUAUUUGUUGAAUGCGGAACGAUAAGUAUCAGCAUUAUGGCAACUCAGAGUGCUUAAAAAAUACUAUGUGAGAGAGACGGUGCGGAACGGAUCGGCGUGGCGGUCAUGAGAACUAAUAAUAUUUUUAUUUGCCACGGCCUUAAUGUAUUAAUUAUAACAAUUUUAUACUUUUAAUUUGAUCACAUUAAGUAUCGAGAUAAACUGUUGAACUGUAAUGACGUAACAGCAACACUCAACAGUGUGUAACAACAGAACAGCCUUAAACCCAACAACGGUUCUCUUUCUGCACAGACUCUAAACGUAAUUUAAAAAUGACUUUACACUUGGUCACGUGACCGAUACAAACUGCUUUCACGCUAAUUUCAACGGUUUAACCUAAUGCAAUGUUUUUUUUUGUAUAUUUACAAAAAAAAAAUUUUUUUUUUCGGAAAUAGUAAAGUGGAGGUAAAACUAUUCACAUGUACUAAGAAAUAAAAUAAAAUAAUUACUCCAAAAUUGAUUUUGAUUAAGAAAACAAGAAUUUUAGCAUAAUAUAAAGCUAUAAAAGGACUUAUUUAGAUGCCAGUGAAAAAUUACGAAUAUGUUAUAUUAGUUUUAUUUAAGUCAAUAUACAAUUAUUGUACUAUUUUUAAACCUAAAACUUGGUUAAAAUUUCUCUACUUCACACUAAUUAAAAAGUAAUUAUAAUCAAGACCACUUCCAUAGACAAAAGUUACUAAUUUCCGUGCUUGUAAGUACUCAAAUACGUGCACGUUGUUCUUGAUCAUAAUAUAAUUUGGUUGUGGCGUUAUUUUGAAAGUGAUAUCCCUAUUCCCCAAAUACAAUAUUAAAACAUAUUUCCUAGACCAUAAAUAUAUGUUUGACAAGAGAAUUUAGAAGAAGAAAACAAGUUGUGCCUUAAAAUGUACCUUUUCCUGUGUUGAAUAUAAAUCGAAUUAAAAGUGGAUAUUUACAAAUUUUGUACUUUCUAGGUCUAGUUAUUCAAAAUGUCUUCCUAUUUAAUAAUUAAGAGAUGAUAAUAAUAAUCCGUCCGAUAAGUUACAAUUAAGUUAUUUAUAAGUGCCUUAAUAAAAUUAUUAUAACCUUAUUGUG
Pieris brassicae (large cabbage white) is the source of this 2723-nucleotide messenger RNA. RefSeq names its product nuclear receptor subfamily 2 group C member 2-like (gene nhr). The transcript is spliced from 11 exons. NCBI's taxonomy places the organism in Eukaryota, Metazoa, Arthropoda, Insecta, Lepidoptera, Pieridae. The coding region runs from base 217 to 1656 and encodes 479 amino acids. Gene Ontology annotation, molecular function: RNA polymerase II cis-regulatory region sequence-specific DNA binding; zinc ion binding; nuclear receptor activity. Gene Ontology annotation, biological process: anatomical structure development; cell differentiation; regulation of transcription by RNA polymerase II. The record is from RefSeq and is a predicted model, not a curated record.